Didymodactylos carnosus is the source of this 945-nucleotide messenger RNA. Lineage: Eukaryota; Metazoa; Rotifera; Eurotatoria; Philodinida; Philodinidae. The record is from the annotation of a GenBank genome assembly.
AUGGUUCAAUUUAUAAAAAUAAUGUUUUAUUUGAUAAUAAUUGAACUAUUCACUCAAUUCGAUUUAUUAAUAUAUGAAAAGUACCAAUAUUUAGCAUCGAAUGUUGAAACAGAUUCUGCAAACUUGGUGUUAAAUGUUAAACGUAAAAACCGUAUAUUAAAUAUAACUUUUAAAUAUUUAUCAAAUAUUUUAAAAGAAACAAAUAUUGAAUCUAUUGAAUUCGAAAGAAAUGAAUUGAUUAAUACAAUGUUAGCAAUAAAAAAUACUUUUGAAACAAAUAAAUUACAAUUACAGGAUAAAAUCCAUAAUAUAUGGGAAAGUGAAGUUAAAGAUAAUAAUACUAUACUUGAAAUAAUCGAUUAUAUUAUCAGAUAUUCCAAAGAAAAAGUUAAGAAAUAUAAUCUACAAACAAGUUUAAAUUGUUUGGUAAAAGAAUUUAUCAAAAAUAUCAAUUCCAUCAAAAUGUUUAAGCUUUCAGUUGAUACUCUAUAUUUUUUCGAUGGUUAUGAAAAUUUUAUCAAACUAACUAACAUAAUACAAUUAAAAGUGAUCGAUUCAAACUCAAUGAAAUUGAAAAUAAAUAAACUAACUGAUGUAUUUUGUUUAUUAACUGGUUUUGAUGAUUUUAAUAGUGCAUUAAAAUUAUUAGAUAGUUUUGAAGUUGAUAAUUGGCUUUUAUAUUUAAAUAUAAACAAAAUUGAAUAUGAUUUAAACAUGUUAUUUCAUCAAUAUUUAGAUGAAUUCAAUUUGAAUGAUAUGAAAACCGAAAAUUUGAAUAAUUUGGAUGAAUUUAUUGAAUCAAAACUUAAUGAAACGGAAAUUAAAUAUGAUAAUUCAUUGAAGAAAAUUUCAAAUACAAUAAAAGUAAUUGAAUUAAAUGGAAAUACGAAGUCGAAUGAAAAAGAAAUGGUUUUUGAUUUCUUAAAAAUCAAGAUUAUCUUUUGA